AUGCCUCUGAGUGUCCGGGAGUUUGCCACUGUGACAGCACCGCCUCUUGGUGCGAGUGCGUCCAGCACGAAGUUUGUCCCGCAUCAUAUGAAAAUGGAUGAUGACAGCGAUGUGACUUUUUAUGUGUACGAAGGCGCUAUGGAGAAGCCCAAAACUGAUCAGCGCGAGUAUCGUCUUGUUCGCCUCGCCAACGAUCUUGAGGUGCUCGUGAUCAGCGAUCCCACGACCGACAAGGCUAGUGCUGCUAUGGAUGUGCGUGUAGGUCAUCUAAGUGAUCCUUCUGAGCUGCAGGGUAUGGCGCAUUUCUGCGAGCAUCUGCUGUUUAUGGGUACGAAAAAGUACCCUCGUGAGAAUGAGUACAGUGAAUAUUUGUCGAAUCACAGCGGCAGCUCCAAUGCGUUUACCUCGCUGGAAAACACGAACUACUUCUUCGAUGUGGGUCAUGCUCACUUUGAAGGCGCUUUGGACCGUUUUGCGCAGUUUUUCCUGGAGCCCCUCUUCGAUCCGAGCUGUUCGGAGCGUGAGAUUCGCGCUGUCGACUCGGAGCACAAAAAGAAUCUGCAGUCUGAUAUGUGGCGUGCAUUUCAGCUCGAGAAGAGCUUAUGUGAUCCCUCGCAUCCCUACUCCAAGUUCGGUACAGGGAACAUUACGACGUUGUGGGAUGAGCCGCGCGCCCACGGCCUCGAUAUCCGCGACGAAUUGCUCAAGUUCCAUGCUAAGUACUACAGUGCGAAUAUGAUGAAGCUUGUCGUUCUCGGCCGCGAGUCACCUGAGCAGCUUAUGCGCUGGGUGGUGGAAAAGUUCUCGCAGGUGCCCAACAAGGGAUGCGACGCGCCUUCGUUCCCAGGCUCGCCAUUGGGGCCUUCCCAGCUCGGUACUGAGGUGAUCUUCCGCACGAUCAAGGAUGUGCAUUUGCUGGACAUUACGUUCCCGUUCCCUGAGCAGGUGCACUUGUAUCUAUCCAAGCCAGGGCAGUUGCUUUCGCACUUUAUUGGGCACGAGGGUGAUGGCUCGCUGUUUUCUUGCCUGAAGCAGCGUGGCUGGGCGAAUUCGCUCAGUGCUGGCUCAUCCAUCAAUGCUGAGGGCUUUGAGCUGUUCAAGAUCCACAUUGAUCUUACGACCGAGGGCUAUACCCGUUAUGAGGAUGUUGCUGCGGCGGUGUUCCAGUACCUGGACCUGCUCCGUUCGCAGCCUGUUCAGGAGUGGAUGUACGAGGAAGUGCGGCGUCUGAGCGAGUUGCGGUUUGAGUUCAAGGAAAAGAGCUCACCGGCGAUGUAUGGCUCGACGCUGGCGAGUCAGAUGCAGCAUGGCCUCCCGCCUGCAUGGCUCUUGUCCGGCCCCUAUGUUCUUCGCGAAUUUGAUGCACCGCUGAUCCAAGCAACGUUGGAGAGCCUGCGCCCUGAGCACUGCCGCCUUAUGCUGGCAGGACGUGAGCCGCCUGCGGGUGUAGCGUUGGACCAAAAGGAGCAGUGGUACGGUACCGAGUAUACGAUCCGGCCGCUUCCUCCUCGUAUUCUUGAAGCUGAGGCGACGUUGGAUGGCAUGGCCAUGCCUCAUGCCAAUCAGUUUAUUCCGCAGAACCUCGACGUCGCGUCGUCCGACCGACCGGACGACGUGCCAGCGGCCGAUCGACCGCAGCUACUAACGCGUACACCUUUGUCACGGUUGUGGCACAAGCAAGACGACCGCUUCUUCCUGCCCAAGGCAAAUGUCGCGCUGCUGCUUCGUACGCCGAACGUGAACGCGUCGCCACGCACGGCUGUGCUUUCGCGAUUGUAUGUGGAAUUGGUCAAGGAUGCGCUGUGUGAGUUUUCCUACGACGCCGAUGUGGCUGGCCUGCAUUACAACAUCGAUAGCCAGAUGGAUGGCAUCGAUGUCAUUCUUGGUGGCUACAACGACAAGCUUCCACAGCUUUUGCAUGCUGUGCUAGAUACGAUGAAGGGGCUGCGUGUCGAUGAGAAGCGUUUCCUUAUCAUCAAGGAGCAGGUGCGACGCAACUACGAAAACUUUGAUGUGGAGGAGCCGUACCAGCAUGCGGCGUACUACUCGUCGUACCUGCUUACGGAGCACAUGUGGACGCAGCAUGACAAACUGAAAGUGAUUUCUUCGAUCACCGCGAAGGAUGUGCAGACGUACCAGGCGGAGCUGCUGAGCGCGCUGCAUGCCGAGAUGCUGGUGCACGGCAACAUGUCGGCAUCGGUGGCGCACUCGCUGCUGGCUGAUGUGGAAUCGCGUUUGGACUUCAAGGCACUACCAGUGCAUUUGACGGUGCCGCCCCGCUCGCUUAUUCUGCCGCCGGGCCACCGCGUCGCAUGGCAUCUGCCUGUGGCCAAUGCCGGCAACGUGAACUCCUCGUUGGAAUACUACUGCCAAGUGGGCGACCCGACAGAUGUGCGCAAGCGUACGAUGCUGGCUCUACUGGCCCAGAUCGCGCAUGAGCCGUGCUUCGAUCAGUUGCGGACUAAGGAGCAGCUGGGCUACCUGGUCUUUAGUGGUGUGCGUACCUCUGUGGGCCAAAUGGGGUUCCGUGUGAUUGUCCAGUCGGAGCGUUCGUCGACAUACUUGGAGUCACGUAUUGACGCGUUCUUUGAGCAGCUUUUGCAGCAGAUGCGUCGCAUGACCGACGCUGAAUUUGAGGCCCACGUUCGUUCCCUGCUGCACAAGCGCCAAGAGACGGUGAAGAACCUGGCCGAGGAAACGAUGCGGUUCUGGCAGAGUAUUCAUUCUGGGUACUAUGACUUUUUGCAUCGUGAGCGCGAUGUCGCUGUGCUCCCAACGUUAACCAAGGACGAUAUGAUCGCGUUUAUGGAGCAUUAUAUCCACCCCAGCAGCCCCCAUCGUGCGAAAACGGUGACGCAUCUGGACGCACAGACUGAGCCAGGCACGUCUUCGACGCCGCUCAGCCCAGAAGCUUGGCAGGCCUUCUUUGCGUACGUCGAAGACCACGGCAUGGCUGUCCCUGCGGAGGCGCGGGAAGGACUCCAGGCGCAAGUGACGAGCGUCGAAAGCCUGCGUUCGUUUGUGCAGCAGGCGUUUGCGCAGGGCGAGAUGCCGGCGACGCUCCAGGAAGCGGAUUUGAUGCGCGUCGUGGAGCUCGCUGCAGCUGAGCACCCUGUCUCGUCGUCCGACACCACUGCCACCACCACCGCCUUGCCGCCGGCGCCAAACGACGUUCUGAAGGCCGAGGAGGUACGUGAUGUCCAGACAUUCAAGCAGCGCUUGCAGCCCAGUGUGGACGCUGCGCCUGUGCUGCCUUGGUCGGCAUACGAGCAAGAGCCGCACACGCGCGUCGAUGCUUCCCAGUAUGGCGCACCGCUUGAUGCGGCGCCUACACCUAUGCGAGCCAAUAUAUAG
Malassezia pachydermatis is the source of this 3354-nucleotide messenger RNA. Its product is annotated as ste23-metalloprotease involved in a-factor processing. The coding region runs from base 1 to 3354 and encodes 1117 amino acids. Gene Ontology annotation, molecular function: metal ion binding; metalloendopeptidase activity. Gene Ontology annotation, biological process: peptide catabolic process. Gene Ontology annotation, cellular component: cytosol; mitochondrion. The record is from RefSeq and is a predicted model, not a curated record. Lineage: Eukaryota; Fungi; Basidiomycota; Malasseziomycetes; Malasseziales; Malasseziaceae. The transcript has a single exon.